AUGGUAAGUUUGUCUGCAAUCUACAUGACUUUUCUCCUGCAACUUGCGUCCCAACAGCUUUUAAAAUAUAUUCCCACUUCUUUUCAAUUCUCAGACAAAAACUGCCAUUUCCAUUUGGCAACCGCCAGUCCCAUAUGUAUCCGCCAUCCGACUUCUCAUCCUCUCACGGCUCAACGGCCCGCCACAGCGGCGGCGAUGGACUCUCACGCUACAGCUCAGCUCCCAGCUCCGACUGGUUGGAUGCCAUUGACUCCGUCAUCAAUGGAGGCGCGUUUGACCACUCCGUCCUCGCCACCUCACAUCCUUCUCCGAUCGGUACUUCCCGUGACUUCUCUGGUUCCGCUGGAACGGGCGUGACAAGCAAGUCAACGGAGCAGGGCGGUAGUAAUAAAGCCGCCGCAGCUUCUACCAUCGAGGCAUCCUACGAUUCCCGCGACCUGACAUUUUCUUACGGCGGUUGUAGCGGCGGAGCGUCUACUUCAUCAUUGGUGCGUCACAGUAGUUCGCCAGCCCGGCUUCUCAACCAACUUGCUGCCGCUGUAGGUGACAAUAACGGAUUUCAAGUUUCAUUAAGCUCAGGAAGUUGUCAUAGUGUUCUUGAAAGCAGGCAAUGUAUAUCCAGGCUGAAUUCUCAGCUAAGUCUUGGAAGACAGGAAACUCUGUCUCAAGUAGCCUUGGGAAACGAGAAUGUUGUUGGUGGUAGUAACAACAUGGAGAAUGUAGGGAGCUUUGCCGUGGGAUCAUGGGGUAAUAACAAAAACCACUCAGACACUAUUUCUACAAUGGGGUCAUGGCGUGAAAAUGAAAUCCAGCCAGUGAUGUGUUCGGUUACUCCGUUUAGUCAGGCCAAGAACAUUAAUUGUGAUAUUGUUGGAGGCCUUGCUGAGAUGGAAACUCAGUUGCAAUUUGGCAUGCCACAUGAAGCACUACUCGAGAUGGAAACCAUGGAUAGCUAUUUGCACAUCCCUGAAGAUUCUGUUCCAUGCAAAGUUCGCGCUAAGCGUGGUUGUGCUACUCAUCCACGUAGCAUUGCAGAAAGAGAGAGAAGAACCAGGAUAAGUGGAAAGCUAAAGAAGUUGCAAGAUCUUGUCCCUAAUAUGGAUAAGCAAACAAGCUAUGCAGAUAUGUUGGAUUUUGCAGUCCAGCAUAUAAAAUCUCUACAAGAAAAGCUUCAGGAGUUGAAUAAGGACCGCGAACAAUGUACGUGUGGAGUUGUGGAUACAUGAGAAUGUAAACCAUGUGAAAGAUAAUACUUCGUAUAACUAAUCGGUCAAGUGAGGUUCAUUGUUGAGGAAGAGUUGGUGGCGACAGAGAGGGCCAUCUUCCAGGCAUUUGAUGCCCUAAUCGAAGAUGUCCCAAGCAGUCUGGUACGAGAGUUUACAUCAAUUCAAGGGCCAAUGAUGACAGCAAAAACAUUCACAUUCAGUAGCUUUGCGAGUUACUUUUACUGAAAUGAUUCAAUAUCGUUAUAUGGUAAUUUUAGGUAGUUGUAUGUAUUUGAUGUUCCUCUUAUUCCGAUAAAGAGCGAUGGGUUGUAACUUGUAAUUGGCUUUUCAAAGAAAAAUUCUUUUUGUGAAC
Molecule: messenger RNA, 1578 nt
Organism: Cuscuta europaea
Lineage: Eukaryota; Viridiplantae; Streptophyta; Magnoliopsida; Solanales; Convolvulaceae
Source: the annotation of a GenBank genome assembly